This is a messenger RNA of Melozone crissalis (California towhee), 3879 nucleotides long. Its product is annotated as histamine H3 receptor-like. Gene Ontology annotation, molecular function: histamine receptor activity. Gene Ontology annotation, biological process: adenylate cyclase-activating adrenergic receptor signaling pathway. Lineage: Eukaryota; Metazoa; Chordata; Aves; Passeriformes; Passerellidae. The record is from RefSeq and is a predicted model, not a curated record. Bases 173 to 1495 code for a protein of 440 amino acids. The transcript has 3 exons. Gene Ontology annotation, cellular component: membrane.
GGAUCAUGUUGCUCAAAGAACUUGCAUUUUAAAAUACGAGCUUGAAAAAGCAGUAUAUUUCUUAACCAGAACUCUGCUAGAGUUCUGCUUUAAGAGACUCUUAGGAAAACUAGAUUUAUCCAGUAUCAAAAGCUUUUUAUUUUUUCCCCUCCUGAGAAAUUUUUUUUUUUGGAUGCUUAUUGGAUUUUUGACCCAUCCUAUUUUAACUCCUUAUGAAUCUCAACCUUUUGGAAAACUUUGCCAGACACAACUUCCUUCCCAGACUGACCUGGCCUGGACACCCACCAUGCACAACAGCACCACCGAAAUUCCGCACGCUGCUGAGACGCGUAACGAGACUUGGCCCAGCCAGGCGCUGAGCUCCGAGUUCUCCCUGGGUGUGUUGGCGCUGCUGGCUUUCCUCAUGGUGUUGCUGUGUCUGGUGACCAUCCUUGGCAACAUGCUGGUGAUCCUUGCUUUCAUUAUGGACAGGAACCUGAGGCAUCGGAGUAACUAUUUCUUUCUGAAUCUUGCUGUUUCUGACUUUGCAGUGGGUGUGUUCUGUAUGCCGUUGUACAUCCCUUAUGCCCUGACAGGAACAUGGCACUUGGGAAGGAGCCUGUGCAAGCUCUGGCUGGUCAUGGACUAUCUCAUGUGCACAGCUUCAGUGUUUAACAUCGUCCUUAUCAGCUACGACCGUUUCCUGUCAGUUACAAAAGCUGUAUCUUACAGAGCCCAGCAGGGAAUAAUGUCCAGCUCUGCCAUCAAGAUGGUGGCCAUCUGGGUCUUAGCAUUCCUCCUGUACGGCCCAGCCAUCCUGUUUUGGGAGCACGUGGCCGGACACAGCGUGGUGCCUGUGGAUCAGUGCUACGCUGAGUUCUUCCACAACUGGUACUUCCUCCUGUGUGCAUCCACCCUGGAGUUCUUUGUGCCCCUGCUCCUGGUGACCUACUUCAAUGUGCACAUCUUCCACAACAUCCAGCGGCGCCAGCGGCGCGGCAGCGUGCAGGACUGUGAGCAUGCCAGGAGGAGCAGCCUGUCCUGGAGGUUCUGUGGCUUGCCAAGGCCAGGGGCAUCAUCUCCUUCGUCAGAAGCAGAGGACAGUGUUUCAUCACUAACGAGGUCGUGGAGACCAGCAGUGGUGGCCAAUGGUCCAUCUCGAACAGAAACCAGUUCUACAGCUCUCAAAAGGAACUUUUCUGCUUCUUUCUGUUCAAGUUCUGGAUCAAAACUGCAACGGGACAAGAAAAUAGCAAAGUCUCUUGCCAUAAUUGUCUGUGUGUUUACCAUUUGCUGGGCCCCAUACUCUUUAUUAAUGAUUAUCCAUGGGGUCUGCGAAGGAAAGUGCAUCCAUAAGUCCCUCUAUGAAGCAACGUUUUGGCUUUUGUGGAUCAAUUCCUCUUUGAACCCAUUUCUUUACCCUCUCUGCCAUAUGAGGUUUCGAAUGGCUUUUCUGAAGAUAUUAUGUCCCAAAAAGUUUGCAGCAUUGAGAUCUGGUAACACGCCUUCUAUUUAGCGAGGUAAAAGGAAUGUCUUACAAAUAAGGUUCCUCUGUCAUUUAGUGAUACCUUUUCAUAUGUGUCGGCACGAAUAGAGAAAAAACCUAUUUGUUUACUAAUGACAUUGUUUAAGAGUGCAGCAGAGUUAUGUAGUUGCCCCAAUAUUGCUAAUUUUCAGGAUCUCAUUUUUGGUUUUGCUGGUAUGAUGGUAGAUUAAUUACCAUCUAGUGGAUUGAAAAGAAUAAUGAGCUUUGCUGGAUGUUCUCUUGGUUUGUGGGUGUGAGGUAUAUUUUUUUCUUUCUCUUUUUUUUUUCUUUCCUUUGUUUAAUAUAUAGAGCUGGCACUGUGAAAGAGCUCUGCUCUUGCUAUUUUCAUAGAGAGUCACUGGAGGGAGAUACUUGUUCAUGUAUGUGUUGAAUUAAAAUUUAUGUUCUAUUUAUGAAUCUAAAGCUAUCAGUGAAGAAGCAAUACUACUACAUUUUUCAAUGAUUGUAAAAAUACUCACAGAAGCAGUAUAUUUUCAUAUCAUAAACUAUUAUGAAGACAAGAGAGUGCCCUCUCCUUGUUAGAAUCCCCACAGUGAGCAAUAUGCAAGUGAAUGGACUGCCUAACCUGCCAUAUCUGUCUUUUUCAAGUUUUAAUGUAGCUCAUACCUGGCAUUGCAGGACAAAGUAUAUGUAAGUUAGUAAUUCUGAAUGAUUUUUAGAGAAUGAAAUUUUCCAUGCUAUGAGAAUUUUGAGACUGGUUAUUAAAAGUGUCAGACACAAAUGGUUGUUAGUCUUCUCACCCAUACUGUUUUUUCACCUGACAGUGGCUGCCCCUUUGGUCAUGCUUAAAUGAUAUUUAGUGCCAGAUUUGUGCACUAUGUGAUUGCCUAAAAGAUAGGCCAGGCUUGGGCACGUGAUCACAUUCCUGUUGAAUUAGCAGAGCAAGCAAUGCUAAGUUCAUACUGGAUUUUUGAUUUUGGCUGUCUGUGCAAGAAUAGACAAUAGCCUCUCCGGUGUAAAGCUUUGCAAGUGCAAAGAUAUUCCAUCAAAAUGUCUGGAACAAAUUUGAUCUGACAGAGUGAUUUUUUAUACUAGAUCAGUGCUUUAUGUCCUGUUACUGUGACAUUAUAUGGAUUUUCUCUGCCACAGAACAAAUAUCAAACUUGAUUUUUUCAAUUAGGGAGCAAGGGCCAUAUUCACUGCUUGAGAAUGAGAUUUACAGAGGUCUGGAAGCUGAUACAGAGAUGUUUUAGGCAGCUCUUAACAAACAAAGCAGUUGAAUGUCCAGUGCUGAAAGGAGUGAGUAAAUGUCUUGGAGGAAGCAAUGGAACUUGAUUACACCCCAUUCCAUGUGCCAAGCUUUCUUACCAUAUGUUGAGUGUUGCAACUCACCCAGAAGGCUUUCAUGGAUGGGUAAGUGAGAGUCACUGGCUACAUUUUUUUCUCCCCUUUUGUGUAAUUUUAUUCCUCUUCGUUUAUAAAUAUAAUAAUGUAUGAAAUAUUGAAAGAGAAAUCUGAUGCACAGAACAAUGAAGAGCAGUAGUCAAUUUAAAUGGUUUUUAAUCUAAUUUGAAAUUGGCUGUAGGAGUGUUGCCAUAACAGAGUACUCCUUUGCAAACACAAUUCAAACGCAUGGAAACAGCUUAAUGAUAGCACAAAAGUUGAUGGCUUUGAAGAGCUAGAAUGUCUUUUUGUUCAGAGGUCUGGAACUGAAGGCUUCUCUUGCCAGUUUUCACACUGCUGGAAGAUUAUCUUUCACCAUUCAUUCUUGCUAUGCUUCCUUGCCUCACAUGGAUAGUGUUACGGAUUGUGAGCCUAAUGGCUAAGAAAGGCGCAGCUUCAGGAGGAGGUCAUUGAUUCAGCACAGCUGUUUUUACUGUCAUGAGCUGUGGUGCAGGCAUAGAUUUUGUGUGGUUUGCUUUUCUAUGACGCUUUCUAAAAAAUCUAAACACACACACAGAGUUAAAACAUUUAUAAAAGAGCUCGUGUACUAAACAUCUGUUAAAUAGAGAAACUGAAGAUGGGCCCAAGAUAGAAAUGUGUUUGUGUUGUCUGCUUUCUAUCCCUAUGCUUUUAGUAUAAAAAUCCAGUUUGCAUUUUGUGCUGAAAGAAUGUAUUGCUCAUUUUGGAAAAAUAACCUACAAAAUUAUUACCUAGAUAAACUAGAUAAUCCAUGUUUUUUCCAGCAGUGCUGGAAAGCUAGUUAGUCAGGGAAUUUGCCAGGCAGCACAAUCUGCAGCGAAUUUGAAACAACAUAGCAUGGUGAAGCUACUAGACAUAAGUGUUUUUUAGAGUCUGUUUUACACACACACUAUUCAAACUGUUUUCUCAUGUCACUCCUGUGUAUUAGAUGCAUUUGUUGUAUUUUUCUAUUUGUUGAAAAUUUUGCUAAGUUCUCCCAUGGUAAGUCAAGC